AUGGAGAAUGGUAAUAACAAAUCGAGAGAGCUUAUUCAUCGCUUUUAUUAUCAGCAGCCUUUGUCAGGGACGCCGUGUGCUAGCAAAGUUACUCUUGGCGAAUUGGUAUUGCUCGGAAGCUUCGAUGAACUGUUCAAACGCCUUGCCAAAGCAACUUCUGAGGACGUCAACAAAGCAGAUGAACGCGGCCAAACGAUUCUUCAUUAUGCUAUAGAGAGCGGACACGAAGACUUGGUUCUGAAACUUGUAUGCCAUCGCGCCAUCAAAGCUUCCAUUCGUGACCAGCGAAAACGAUCACCUCUUCAUCUAGCAGUGCGCUCAGAAAAGUUAUGUUUAGUAGAGCUUGUGCUGCGUGUUACUAGUAAUGUCGACAUAUUUGGACCGAACGACAGAACGCCGCUUCACGUGGCUUCUCUCCUCUCUUUGCCGGCAAUUGCGCAACUUUUGAUUGACAAAGGUGCCAACCCUAUGAUCAAAGACAAAGAAGAAAUGACUCCAAUCGGCCUAGCAGCAAGAAAAGGCUGCGUGCCAAUUCUCGAUAUGAUUUUCUCGCGCUGUAUUUACUUUGCGUUUUAG
This is a messenger RNA of Corticium candelabrum, 576 nucleotides long. RefSeq names its product ankyrin repeat and death domain-containing protein 1A-like. Bases 1 to 576 code for a protein of 191 amino acids. The record is from RefSeq and is a predicted model, not a curated record. NCBI's taxonomy places the organism in Eukaryota, Metazoa, Porifera, Homoscleromorpha, Homosclerophorida, Plakinidae. Gene Ontology annotation, molecular function: protein binding. The transcript is spliced from 5 exons.